Strongylocentrotus purpuratus (purple sea urchin) is the source of this 4197-nucleotide messenger RNA. RefSeq names its product formin-binding protein 4 (gene fnbp4). The transcript is spliced from 14 exons. The record is from RefSeq and is a predicted model, not a curated record. NCBI's taxonomy places the organism in Eukaryota, Metazoa, Echinodermata, Echinoidea, Camarodonta, Strongylocentrotidae. Gene Ontology annotation, molecular function: protein binding. Bases 496 to 3285 code for a protein of 929 amino acids.
GUUGUUCAUGCGUUUGCAAGGUCCAAUGAAAACAAGGUUUUUAUAUUAUGUGCAAAGUGUAAUCAAUCGUCGCGAAAACAUGAUGAAGAUGCUCUGUCGCAAAAAUGUUGUCUAAAUUAAUAGCGCUGAGGGCUUACGAAUUGGAACUGUCACUGUGGUAUAAAGCACUACUCCACUAGUGACUGUCUCACCCACACCAACAACACAUGGUAGACUGCUAGUGGUCAAUGCUAAUUUGGUAAUGCAUGUUUGUCUCACUUUGCAGACAUGGCUCGUAACUCGGGAUCAAAAACGUCUUCAGAUCCAUGUAUUUAUUGGAGUAGUGCAUUCGUCAUUUUUAUCAUCUUUCUUAUGAUGCUAUUAUUCACGAUGUAUGGACUGCAACUGCAUAUCCAGUGCCUAGAAAUGCUGGUCAAGCCACACAAGAUAGACUAUUAAAGGACUGCCAGUAAGCAGCAGUUUGAUCCAACGUCCCACUCCACAAAGCCCCCCACCAUGGGGAAGAAGAAAGACAGGGUCAUGCCAGGCCCGGGCAAAAGACGAACCGUGCUCCAGAUCGAAGGACCCUCCGUCAGCAGCAAGAAAGGUUAUGGACCGAGCUCUGGGGCCAACGCCCUCAGCGGCUUGAUGGCCAACUACGGUGACAGUGAUGACGAGCAGGAAUACACCACCCCGACGUACACUGACCCCAAACCUGCCGACGCCCCAGCCAAGCCCAAGAAUGCAAUGGAUGCCAAGCUGGCAGAUUUCUUAGCUGAGAUUGAUGCAUUGGACACCGCCUCCAACAGUCCAACCGGAGAGAUGGUGGAUGGAAAACCGACAAAAGACGAAUCCGUUGAGGGGAAACCCCUAAAUUCAGAAGAGCCUGCUGCAACGGAUCCCCAGGGGUUAGUGGGAAACACCCAGGCGGUGGCCGGGGCAGAGGCAGAGGCAGGGGUAGAGAACCCUGAACUCACAGCUGUUGGGGAGUGGCAAGAGUUACUGGAUGAGAACACUAAUUGUGUCUAUUAUUGGAACAUGUAUAGUAAUGAAGUGACAUGGGAAAUGCCUGAGGCAUUCAAACUCCAACAAGAGCAGCUGGCUGCAGCCGGCACAACCCUUCCUGUCGCAUCGGACGCGAAUGCAGUAGAUACAGGCGAAUUGAAUCUUCCAGCCGUGAAUGCUGCAGAGUCGAACGCAAUGGACACACAAAACGGCGAUGUCGCCAGUGUGCUAAUUCCAAAUGGGGUCGCGUCCGAGGAUCUCCUUGCGGUAAUGACGGCAGAUGUUGGCGAAGUCGCCAAAGACGAGAUCGAGAAACUCCCCGUGUAUGGGUCAGCGAGAGCGAACUACCAGUUGGAUCCAGUGCCUGAUGAGCUGGCGGAUAUCAUGAAGGACGAUUUGAAAUCGCAGGAAGAUGUCGACGAGGAGCAUGAGGAGGAGGAGGAGGUUAUCGCUCCCAUCUCGCGGAAACCCAAGCUGAACUACGUCUCGCAAUUUACCAAAGGGGAGACCUUACUCCCAGCAAGUACGGACGCAAAGACAAGCAAACCAGAGGAAAGCAUUGAUGAACGGACUGAGAAUGUUAAGGAGAAAAGCGAUGAUGAGGAGGAGGAGGAUGAGGAGGAGGAGGGGGAUGAUUCAUCCGAUGAUGGAAGAUAUGAUCUUCAUCCUGAAUCGGAGAUGGAAGACGAGGAGGAGGAGAAGAAGGAGAAGGAUGAGCUUUAUGCUGUUGAUAUGUUUGCUGAUGAGAUGGACGACAUUGACACACAGCUUGAGAUGGCUUUAGAAAAGAAAAAGGCGGAGUUGAAGGAAUUGGAAGAGGCCGAAGAGAAGAAGUCGCCGGAGCCCCCGCAGUCUGAGAAAAGCAAGAAACGCAAAUCAGACGUGGCAGAUAUGGCCAGCAUCUACGAUGAGAGUGGGAGCGUUGAUCUAUCAAGGUUUAAGAAGAAGCGAUUGGAGAACUUGGCGGGGAAGCAGAAGAGCGCCGGAAACACGCAGGAAACUGGUAUUCAGUGCGACCUCCAGGAUGAACUCACACCGGAGGAGAAAGACAAGGCCAAGGAAAAAAAGAAGAAAAGGGAAGAGAAAGGAAAGAAGGAGGAGAUCGUUGAGGUGGUCUCCACCAUGAUGAACAAACUGGAGUUCCUUGGAAUCUCCACCAAGGGCCUCAACAAGUUCCAGGUCUUGCUCAUAGAAAUGGAGACUCGGAUCCAGGAUUGGAGGGAGGGGUUCCUGGAGAGCAAGCAGCUCCUGCAGCGCCUGGAGACGUCCGACUGGGAGCUCCAGCGCUACGAGACGGAGGCCGCCCCCGAAGGCUGGCUCUGCUCAUGGGACAGGACGCACAAGCAGUACUACUACACCAACAUGGCGACCAACGAAUCGCAGUGGGACUACCCGUUGGAGGCUGCGGAUGAAGACGCGAAAGGGGCGGAGUCGACGAUUACGAGGGAGGAGACGAGGAGUGCGUUCAGCUGUGCUGCUGCCGCUGACCGAGGAUCGGUGAACAGCGGUGGGAAUAGCGGAGAGGAGUCAAUGGACGAGGGCGACACCUCAGAUGAUGAGCCAGCCCUUCCUAAACCAGCAGAGAUCCAGCUUCCACCUGCCCUUCCCCACUCGCCGACCCCGCCCCUACCCCCUAUCCCUCCAGAGGAAGCAGAAUCACCCCUCCCUCCCCCUCCUCUACCAGACGGCCCACCGCCGCCUCCACCACCUGGAGAAGAACCGGCUCUACCCCCAUUACCCCCAAGCCCACCACCGUCCACCCCACCACCAGCACCUCCCCCGGAGGAAGGGGACACCAUUCGACCCCUCACCCCGCCCCCAUUCCUGACUGCCGCCUUGGCACAACCCCCUCCCCCACCCCAGACAUCGGCAGUGGUGAUAGGGAAACCCCAGGUCCUCUACUCGGCGCCUGCAAUGACCACGGGUGCCGCCACCAUAGCUGCUGCACCGGUACUGGCGGCACCAGCUACAGCAGCCCCGGCACCGCCAGUACCUCAGCAACCAACUGCACCCCCUGCUCGGAGUAAAAAGAAAAAGAAGAAAGAGAAAGAGCCUAAGUUGGUGAAAAGCAAACUCCCUCACUCCCUGGUCUCCAAGUGGAGCAAGAUCAAGGAAGAGCAGGAGAAGGAGAUGGAGGAGAGCGAGGAGAGUGAGGAGGAGGACCUUGGAGUCCGCAAUAAGAAGAUAAUCAGCGACUGGAAGAAGGAGCAGUUGGUCAUGGGCAAAACGAAGCAUAACGCCAACUUCCAGCAAAUCCAGGGUGACUGGAGAGAGAGGCUAAAACGAAAAAACAAACCAUGAUAACUGUUACCACAUCGGUAUUUUUGCCUUUCAUGAAGCAGGUUUACAUGUUUACAUCUAUUUGUAUCUCUCUUGUGACCCUGUAGUCAGACUGAAACGUCGCUGAUAGAUAUCCGUCACUUUUUGUUAUUAGGUGUUGGAUUGAAGAUUGUAAGAUAUGACAAAUAAGAUAGAGCCAGAGAGGGAGAGAGAGAUUGAAAGAGAGAGAGAGAAAGAGAGAGAAAAGCCAGAGAGUUUAAAGCAUAGUUUUUAGUAGCAUGCGUAAUUGCUCGUAAUUUACAGAAGUACAACAACUUUUAUGACAACACCAGAUGAAUAUUUGUCAUCCAAUGUUUAAAAGCAAUUUCAACUAUUGUACGUUAGGAUAACAUAACAUGUUUCUGUUAAACCAGACAUUCACAUGAGUCUUCUUGUUAACAAACAUGUAUAAAUUUGUGUGAUGGAGCCUUAUUUGUGAGCUUCUUCCCGAUCAGUGGGAGCAUUCUGGUAUAUGGGUCAAAACUCAAUUGUCCUACUCGAUCCUUUGACGAGGUCUUUUACCCUCACUUUUCCCUUCUCGACCAAGGUGUAUUUAAUUGGUACAUACCAAUACUGAGGAAAUUACGAUUGCAAGGCCCUCUGGAAGAACAGUAUUGAUAUCAAUGAGUCUUCCCUGGGUAAAUAAAAUUAUUAUCAUAAUUAUCUGUUAAUAGUCGUAAGAUAAUUGAAGGCACACUACAUUCAGUUUUUUGAAAGUGACAGGUUGGCAGCUCUGUACAUAGGGUUAUCAGGUUAUCAAUUCUUGUUAGGAGUCGAUAUGGUCAUUGUAAAAAAAAAAUUCAAACCAUGUCAUUUUUUCUGUGGGUCAAAUUGAACAUGCUAUUGCUUAUCGUAUUGCUGUAUAUGAAGCGGAAAUAUAAAGCAUAUAAUCAU